This is a messenger RNA of Acanthosepion pharaonis, 738 nucleotides long. The record is from the annotation of a GenBank genome assembly. Lineage: Eukaryota; Metazoa; Mollusca; Cephalopoda; Sepiida; Sepiidae.
AUGGCGGGGCGAAUACAAUUAAUUAUUGGACCCAUGUUUAGUGGAAAGACCACUGAACUAAUGCGUCUCUUAAAGAGAUACCAAAUAGCCAAAUACCAUUGCUUGGUACUCAAAUACCACAAAGAUGAUCGAUAUGAUUCUAAACAUAUUGCAUCCCAUGACAAACAUUAUAUUGAAGCAACACAGGUAUCAAAACUCAGCCAAAUUAUGGAUUUGGCUAACGAAUAUGACGUUAUUGGUAUUGAUGAAGGACAGUUUUUUCCUGACAUAGUCACAUUUGCAAAUGAAAUGGCAGAAAAAGGCAAAAUUGUUUUGGUGGCAGCCCUUGAUGCAACUUUUGAGAAAAAGGCUUUUGGUGAUAUUUUACAACUGAUUCCAUUAGCUGAAAGUGUUGUCAAGUUGACGGCUGUGUGUAUGAACUGCACCAAGGAGGCAUCGUUUACUAAACGCAUUGGAAUGGAAAAAGAGGUUGAAAUCAUAGGGGGAGCAGAUAAAUAUUUGUCUGUAUGUCGAAAAUGCUAUCCUCUAGAUUUUCAGAAUAACAAGGAGAAUGAGUUGGUAAAUCCCAAGCCAACACCUACAAAAAGUCGGCCCACCUUAGUGAACUCACCCACCUUAGUGAACUCGCAACCCCUAACAGCCAUGGAGAAUGAAAUGGGUGUUGAGGACUUUCAACCACCUCCAUUAGUGAACAUCAAAAUGAAUCAAAUACGGGGAAAACUCUUCAGUUCACCCUGA